GAGAGAGAGGGGGGCGGGGGGAGGGGGGCACUCACCGUAGGCUAUAUCUUUAAGCCACUCGAAUCUCUUGUCUCAUUCCCUUGUAUCUCGCCUCUGCUUCACAAUGGCACGCCUCUCCCUCCUCCUCCUCUUCCUCGGCCUGGCAGCCCUAACAGCAGGCCAGGAAUGCACACACCCAUUCAUUGCCAUUGGCGGCCUCUGCAUCUACAUCGAUCCCUGGGUGACGGGUACCAUGGAGGAGAUGAGAGCCAUUUGCAAGUCCCACCACGGGGAUCUCCUUUGGUUCGACAGCGACACAGACUGCGACUUUUACCAGGAACUUCUGACGCACAUCCAUGAGACAGGCAUCAACGAGAAGGAUUACUGGAUGGGUAUCACUGACGAAGGCCACGAGGGAGAAUGGAGGUACAUAAAGACCAAUCAGGUGACUCGUCUGGGGCCGCCUUACUGGGACACAGGCUACCCGCGGGAUACAAUAACUUACAACUGUGCGAUGUUCGAGAAUAGUCGGCAAUACUACUGGCGUGACUUCCCCUGCACCAGCCCCCUCGCCGCCAUCUGCCGCUAUGCUUAAAUGACCCUGCUGCAUGAUUCUCCGUUUCGACAUCUUAAAAGGGGCUAUUACACUGGGCAAAUUUUCCGUGGAUCUUCAGUCAAACCACGAUUUCCGCUGGAGUGGUUCUCAUAUUCCCGUGGUUUUCUGACGUGUUCACAAUCUCCGAAAGCUACGGUAGAUUUCACCAAAGGACGACGGUAUUAUUCACCAUCAUCAUCAGCAGCAAUAACGAGAAACAAAUGAGAACCACGCUAGCGGAAAUCGUGGUUUGACUGAAGAUCCACGGAAAAUUUACCCAGUGUAAUAGCCCCUUUAGAACGUUAUUUUAGGGUUCUCGUAGAAGUUACAGGGAGUUUGUUUUUGAAGGAAUGUUAACCUUUUCUUCUUUCUCUUUCUUUUAAUUUCUCAAUGUCACUGAAAUCAACAUCCACUAGCUUUUGUUCUUUGGGUGCAAUACUAAAUUUGUGAGUGAAAACAAAUAAAUCAGUUACCCUCG
Messenger RNA from Eriocheir sinensis (Chinese mitten crab), 1052 nucleotides. Its product is annotated as CD209 antigen-like protein C. Bases 104 to 574 code for a protein of 156 amino acids. NCBI's taxonomy places the organism in Eukaryota, Metazoa, Arthropoda, Malacostraca, Decapoda, Varunidae. The transcript has 4 exons. The record is from RefSeq and is a predicted model, not a curated record. Gene Ontology annotation, molecular function: signaling receptor activity.